AUGCGUCUGAUGCCACUUGGAGGCUCGAUUACAUAUGGAGUUGAGUCCUCUGAUAAAAAUGGCUACAGAAAAUAUCUGCAGGAUAUGCUUAUAGAGGAGGGAAAUAAUGUUACUAUGCUUGGAUCGCGAAGGGCUGGUUCCAUGAGCAACAAUGAUCAUGAGGGUUGGCGGGGCUUUAGAAUUGACCAGCUAGAGAGCAAAGCCAAGAACUCUGUUCAAAAGCUCAUGCCGAAUCUUAUUACGAUCAAUGCAGGCUCCAACGACUGCAUCCAGGGCUUCGAUAUUGGACGUAUUGGUAAGCGAAUGGGCAAUAUGCUUGAUGUUAUUUGGGCUGUAGCUCCAAAUUCAACUGUAAUCCUAUCUAACCUGAUACUAAACCUCGACACUGAGGUUGAGUCACGCAUAAGAUGGGCCAACGAUCAAUUUCAGGGCAUAGCACUCUUGAAGCAGAGCGAAGGAAAGAGGAUCGUCUUUGUCGAUAUGCACAGUCAAUUGGGGCCAAAAGAGAACGACAUAAGCGAUGGGACCCAUCCAAAUGAUCAGGGAUAUCAUAAAAUGGCCAAAAUAUGGUACAACGGUGUUCUAGAAGCCAAGGCAAAAGGGUUUAUCUCCUAA
This is a messenger RNA of Trichoderma aggressivum f. europaeum, 615 nucleotides long. RefSeq names its product CAZyme family CE3. The record is from RefSeq and is a predicted model, not a curated record. The coding region runs from base 1 to 615 and encodes 204 amino acids. NCBI's taxonomy places the organism in Eukaryota, Fungi, Ascomycota, Sordariomycetes, Hypocreales, Hypocreaceae. The transcript has a single exon. Gene Ontology annotation, molecular function: phosphatidylcholine lysophospholipase A1 activity.